Molecule: messenger RNA, 2140 nt
Organism: Sphaeramia orbicularis (orbiculate cardinalfish)
Lineage: Eukaryota; Metazoa; Chordata; Actinopteri; Kurtiformes; Apogonidae
Product: glutathione hydrolase 5 proenzyme-like
Exons: 12
Coding region: 73-1755 (560 amino acids)
Biological process (GO): leukotriene D4 biosynthetic process; inflammatory response; glutathione catabolic process
Cellular component (GO): plasma membrane
Molecular function (GO): glutathione gamma-glutamate hydrolase; leukotriene-C(4) hydrolase activity
Source: RefSeq, a predicted model, not a curated record
AAGAGGCUGAAUGUGCGCGCGCGCUUUGACCGACAUCAGCAACAGUUUGUAGAACAGACACAUUCCACCAGGAUGUCUAAGCUGAAGCCGUGGCUGCUGUGCCUCUGUGUUUGCGGACUUAUUCUUCUUCUUACUGUGGUCGUCGCGUGCGUCGUCUGGUUCGCAGGUUCCAGAGUCGCGUGUCCCAGCGGAGAAUACGCGCGCGCGGCUGUGGCGGCGGACUCACGACUUUGUUCGGAGAUUGGCAGGGACAUGCUCCUGCAGGGGGGGUCGGCAGUAGAUGGCGCCAUUGCAGCUCUUCUGUGUACGUCUGUGGUGAAUCCUCAAAGUAUGGGAAUUGGAGGAGGGUCUAUCGUCACAAUACGAGAUAAAACAGGCAAAGUAAAAGUCUACAACUUCAGGGAGACCGUCCCACAGCUGUUUAAGACGAACCUGUUGAAUGAUUGUCCCACCACAUUUAGAUUGUCCUCAGGCAGCCAGUGGAUCGGCAUUCCAGGGGAGUUGCGAGGCUACGAGGCCAUUCAUAACCAGUAUGGGAGGCUUCGCUGGUCCAAACUCUUUGAACCCACGAUCAAACUGGCCAGAGACGGCAUCCCCAUGCCGACCUACCUGGGAAAACUACUGCAGGAGCCUAUCAUUAAAAACAGAGUGGAAAGUUCCUCGCUCUGUGAAGUUUUCUGCAACAAGAACAGGACUGUUCUAAACAAAGGAGAUACUCUAAAGUACACAAAACUCGCUGAAACAAUGGAAACUAUCGCACAAAAAGGAGCAGAGUCUUUCUACACUGGCCAAGUAGGACGUGACCUAAUCCAAGACAUAAAAGACGCAGGUGGUACACUGAAAAUGGAGGAUCUGGCGUCCUAUAAGGUACGAGUGGAAGACGCUUGGACUGUUCCUCUGGGAAACGCUCAGAUGUACAUCCCUCCACCACCUGCUGGGGGCACCCUGCUGGCUUUCAUUCUCAAACUGAUGGAAGGGUUUUCCUUGACAUCAGAGUCUUUGGAGGGAGACCACAGGGUUCAGACGUACCAUCGGUUUAUAGAGGCUAUGAAAUUCGCUAAUGGACAGAGGAGGAGUAUUUGUGAUCCGUCCUUUAAUAAAGACAAGAGUGCUGCUCAUUUGAUGAAUUCAUCGUUCAUUAACCACAUCAGAGAGAUGAUAUCUUCAAACUCCACCCAUGACGACUCCUACUACUUCAACAUCAAACCGUCCUCUGAUCAAACUGGGACAACACAUGUUUCUGUGAUGGAUGAGGAUGGACUGGCUGUUUCUGCCACCAGCACCAUUAAUCAAAUAUUUGGAGGAGCCAUUUAUUCUUCACGAACAGGAAUAAUUCUCAACAAUGAACUGUCUGACUUUUGUGGGAGAGCAGACGCAGUGAAGGCAGGUGAACAGCCUCCGUCUUCAAUGACUCCAGUAAUCCUGGAGUCAAAAUCUGGACGAAUCCUUGUGAUUGGAGGAUCAGGAGGAAGUCUGAUUACCACAGCAGUGGCCUUGUCUAUAAUGAAUCACCUCUGGCUGGGGAUGAAUUUGACAGAGGCCAUUUCUGCACCUAUUGUGUUUGUUGAUUCCAAGAACAAUGUGCAUUUUGAGCCACUCUUUGACAAGACUGUCAUAGAUGGCCUUAAAGCUGUUGGACACAAAAUUACACACUGGAAGUACUUCUUCAAUGUAGUCAACGCUGUGGAAAAAGAGGGUGGCUGCAUUUCAGCAUUUUCAGAUAUUCGGAAGAUGGGACAGUCAGCUGGAUACUGACGAAUGCCUUCAGCUUUAGUCUUUGAGACAAUAGAAUAUGCCACCGACCAAAGAAAUGCCAGUAAUUCAGGGCUCAGACAGCACUCUGGCAGACAAAACUCAGUUUAACGUCAUUACAAACAAGAAACAAGAGCUAACACAGUCACCAAAGGUAGAAUUAAUCAUGUUUUUUGUAAGUCAGGCCAUACAAAGUUUUGAAUAUCAUCUUACUGUCUUUGUUGAUAUCAUCAUGUAAACUGAGCUCUUGAAAAUACAGUCAGGUUCAUAAAUGUUUGGAUAAGGACACAAAUUAUUCUAAUUUUGCUUCUGUAUAACAUCAGAGUGAAUUUGAAAUGAAGCAAUCAACAUGUUAUUGUGAACUUUCAGCUUUAAUGCAAGAUUUUUA